AUGCACCAGUCACGACUUAAGCAGGGGGCAUCGGAGUUCGUCGGGCUGGUGCAAUGCCGAGCCUCCGAUGGUGCACCUUUGGCGUUUUAUCCUAAGCGCCGAGCCAUUUAUAUCAUUCCAAGUGGCUUGCAUGCUCGCACAGCCACAGACUCCUCACAAUACGAUACUAGCGGCCGGAUCAGUCGCUCACUUCCGCUAGAAGUACCAAUCAACAUGGUGUCGCUGCAUGAAAUUGCGCCCUGCAUCGCGCAUAGGGCUCGUAACGACUUGCUGACCGAUAAGAGAGAUUCUACGCUUGAAGACGACAACGCAAACCUGAAAGUCGAAGUACCCCUCACUUUUCUCGGCACACAGUGUUUCUCGCUAAGCAUCAGCAAGCUUGGCUACGGCGACUUCGGGGAAAAAUUGGCCGCCAAGCCCGCUAGGCUGAUUAACACGCAGGGGCCAUCUGCGUUCCUCUUAUUUGUCGGUGUUGUAUGGCCGUAUACAUUCCUUUUUAUUCAGCGUGCCCCUACCAUUUCUCAUCUUACCGUGGUCAGGACACGAAGGAAGCUUGCAUGGAUAGGCCUAUACAUAUCUGGAGUAGAGGUCAGCAUCAGCAUUAUUAACCUCAUAGUCGAGUUCAGAAGGAAUAGAAGGGUUAGAAAUCGAAGUAGCAAUGCUCUAUUUUUCUGGGUUGUUUUGUUGAAACAAGGCCUAUGUGUGAAUACUCCGAAUGCAAGGUUCCAAGCCGCCGCAGGGCUGAACGCCACGGGAAUUAAAUUAUUAGAAUUAUUAUCGCUGGGAUCGGUAAUCGCUUCCAUCGGAAGUACGACCAAGGUGGCGGCCUUGCAUGAAUUUGUGCGCCACAGAAGCCACAAGGGUGACAACGAUUUCCAGCAUUAUGGCAACAGCGGUGCUGUAGGGAAGCGAUAUAGCGACAGCGACGAUGCGAGACGUUUAUACAGAAUUAUAGGAAAUAUCGACGUGAGUGUAGAGUUACGGUCUGAUAAAGUCAAAGUACCCCUCAUGUUUUCGUUCUUAACGGAGCGAACUAGGAAACGCGGUGGUGAUAUGAUUUUGCAUUUCGUUAUGUCUACAGCAUAUAUUAUAGCCUCGUUUAAUGUUUCGAGAGUGGUUAAAAGGAGUGUUUAUGAUCACGGCCCCGGUUACCUUAGCUCAAAACCGUUCGGCAAGGCAUGCUACCAGACUGUUGCAGGAUUAUUAACAGUAGGAUUCGAAGAAUUCCGAAAGUGUAAUGUCUGUCCAGGGACUCCGUCUUCGGGUUUAGCGCAGUCCCUGCGCUUAUCCAUAUCAGGCAUCGCUCCUUGCCCUCUCAACCCGCCGCUUUUGACGGCUUCGAACGGGCCGUACUACGGUCCGUACAAAGUGAACCGUAACGGUCACGUGUUCAGUACGAACGUACCAAGUUCGUGA
Messenger RNA from Lindgomyces ingoldianus, 1416 nucleotides. RefSeq lists its product as uncharacterized. The record is from RefSeq and is a predicted model, not a curated record. The transcript has 17 exons. Lineage: Eukaryota; Fungi; Ascomycota; Dothideomycetes; Pleosporales; Lindgomycetaceae. The coding region runs from base 1 to 1416 and encodes 471 amino acids.